AUGUCGUCCACUAUAUACAACACCAAGGCUAACUUCUCACACUCCACUGGAUCAUUCCUAAGAAGCGCCCCCGUCGAGUUGACCACAAGGGCAGGCUACGAGGACUUCAUCAGAAAGCAGAACACCGCUGAUAUAUCUACCAUCCUAGAGAAGGAUAACGGAUCCCAGGGUUACAUAUUGAAGAACAACGAGGUCAUCGCCACCGUCUCAGGUGAGGCAAAGGACUAUCUGUACGAGUUGGCCGGUAACUAA
Naumovozyma castellii is the source of this 252-nucleotide messenger RNA. RefSeq lists its product as uncharacterized. The transcript has a single exon. Bases 1 to 252 code for a protein of 83 amino acids. The record is from RefSeq and is a predicted model, not a curated record. NCBI's taxonomy places the organism in Eukaryota, Fungi, Ascomycota, Saccharomycetes, Saccharomycetales, Saccharomycetaceae.